CACUGGAGCACAUAAGUUGGAUGGAUGUCGAAUGCGUGAAUGAGUAGGAAUAGCGUGGUCACCCACCCAUACGUCCUGACACCGACGACAAGACCGAUUUCUGUUUCCGUGCACUAUUUCACUCUCAGAAUGCAGGGUUUUCGUCCGAAGCCGUGGCAAUGCCGCUGAUUGCACAGCUGGUGCUUCUCGUUUUGCAACACGAUGAGCCGAUGCAUUAGAGAGUUACUGCCCUCGGUUAAUUAAAUUUGAUGAGGUACAAUUGGGAUUGCGAUUGAAGUCAUUCUUUUAAGACUUUCAUUUAGGGUUUUUGGGUCGACGCCAUGGCUGAUUCCCAGGAAGGCGGACCACCUCUGAAUUCUCAAGCUGAAGCAACAUUACAGCAGCUGCUUGAUCGGCAGCUGUCCACUACAGGGAGGUUGGAGCUCGUCGAUUUUAAAGAAGCUACAGAGAGCAUGCGAUGCAUUGGACAUGCUUCAGGUGGUGUUGCGAGCUUGACUGAGUUUCAGGAGCAUGCAGAGAAGCAACGGCAAGCCGAUGAAAAAGCUUGGGCCUUGCGCGAUCUUUUGCAGUCAAAAGGCUUGUCUGAUUCUGAGAUCAAGAAUCACAUACAAAAGAUCGGAGGAGCGGAGGCUUCUUCUUCGCCAGUGGGUGCUUCGGAUAAGAGCAUUUCUAAGCGCAAGAGGUAUGGUGCUCACCCACGUUACAUGCAAGGGGAAGAAGCUGAACAACAACAAUUGAUGGAUUUGUGUCAAGUAUCAGACAGUGGGGCUGAAAAAUCACACCAAAAGCAUGGACAUGUACCUGGUCCUAGCUCCUUUAUUUCCCGGAGAACAAACGCUGUAUCUGGUGAACCAAUGAUCAUGGGCGGUCGCAAGGCUUUGUUUAAUCUUGACCGGGGUGAGCUGUUUAAAGGAACAACGCCACAGGAGCGGGCACGCUUGUCAGAGGAAGAUGGACCCAGGAGUGUUAACGAUGUCUUCGCAAAUCCAGCUCCGCCUGUCCUUGACAUGUACACAUAUCUUGAACAAAGGCGGCAAGGAUCUUUCUUAUUGAAUGUUGGGCCUUCGCUAUUGGAGGGUUCCGAGCCAUUAGCUUCUGAUUGCUUGCCCCAACAUGAUUCAGAGGGAGAAACUGGGAGAAGUGGAGCGACUGCUACUACCGUGACAGAAGUUCCAGAAGAAGUUAUAAAAGCUAACCGAAUGCCUGAAGGAGAGAUUCGUGGGCUUCCAGGUGGAAAGUUCGCAAAUUAUACAUCUGGCUCUCCAACAAAUACUGUAUAUAUAAAGAAUCUAGCAGCAGACGUAACAGAACCAGAUUUGAUUGGUAUAUUUGGUCGAUUUGAAACCUAUGGGAGGCCGAAGCUGAUAUAUCGUUUGAUGCAACGUGGACGAAUGAAAGGCCAGGCUUUCGUGACCUUUGCUGACGUGGAAACUGCAACGAAGGCCUUGAAGCUGGUACAUGGAUACAUUCUUAAGGCCAAGCCUAUGGUGAUUGAGUUUGCAAGGGGUGUCAAACCACCUCUUUCCGCGUCUGAAGAAGGUGGAGAACCUGCUCCAGCUCGGUCUAGAAGAAGAAAAGCCACAAAUGACAAGCGGGCCUCUUAAGUUCAGAUUUUGCUUGCUGGAAUUAACUCAGUUUAGGAUUUUGAAUUUUCUCCUGUAUAUUGUGUUGCUGUACCUCCCAUGCACUUGACCUUUUCUUCAGGUGUGCCUUUCUUACCUUAAACUCCAAUUGGCCCAAAUAGAAUCAUCAAUUUUGUGCAUCAACAAUCUAUUAAUGAUGAUUAGAAAUAUAACCAAAAUCUUUUCACUUAGAGUAAUAACUACAAACCACAUUUGAUAUGACUAGUCUCAGUAAUUUUCGCCUUUAUGUUCGUAUUCACUAAACUAUUAGGAGUUUUUAAAAUGAGAAAUAAUAAACAUGAAAUAAUGAGUAUUUUGUAGAACUAAUUGCAAUUUAAUUUUGCUGCCAACACUAGAAAGAAAGGUAGAUUUUUGACGAAGUAAAGUCAAUUUUUUGUAUUAAUUGUUAGAAAACAUUACAAAUUAGUUUAUUUAUAUAUUUAUUCAAUGUA
Physcomitrium patens is the source of this 2074-nucleotide messenger RNA. RefSeq lists its product as uncharacterized. The record is from RefSeq and is a predicted model, not a curated record. Gene Ontology annotation, molecular function: U12 snRNA binding; pre-mRNA intronic binding. Gene Ontology annotation, cellular component: U12-type spliceosomal complex. NCBI's taxonomy places the organism in Eukaryota, Viridiplantae, Streptophyta, Bryopsida, Funariales, Funariaceae. Gene Ontology annotation, biological process: mRNA splicing, via spliceosome.